AUGACAGUAUUACAUAAGGAAGUACAGAGGAAUCCGCAUAUAUGGCAUGUGAACAGCAUAGCCGCGUUCAACACCUCUCUCGACUCAGGAAGUUGGGAGGUCUCCCCUUAUUCAAACGGAGCCCCUCCGCCUUUCGCUGGAGCUGACACCUGGAUCCUAGAUUCGAAGUCUCAAGCUAGUCUUGCUGGUUACGAAGUAUACAAUUUCCCCCUCGAGUCCACUCCAAUGGCUGCUACAUUUUCGCAACAACAGCAACAAUCCCUAGGGACAUCGGUAUACAGCCCUACCUCCGAUGAUGAGUUGUUCAAAGCGGCUUUUGAUACCUUGCUGUCAAACGAAUACUUUGAUCCCACCACAAUAGCCUCAGGCUCGAGUGCUCCAGAAUUCAACCCGUUCGCCUUUAACUCGAACCAAUUCGACUUAUCCACGAACCCCAUGGAUUUCCUCUCUGGCUCUACUGAUCAGAACUUCCCGCUGAUCAAUAACGUCAACACUGGUGGUGACGUUGACUAUAUGACGGACCUACUCCCCGAGCUCAAUCCCUCCUUAGUCCCUGGAAGCUACUUUCAGCAGGAGGAACUCUAUCAGCCCCAGCAGUCGAUCGACUAUCAGCUUGAAUGCUAUCGACUUCCCAGCUUCGACAGCCAAUCACUAAAUUUUUCUCUUGCACUUUCCUUUUGCAUCAGUCCUCCGGUCUUCUCUACGCAUUUGUUUCUGGAUUAA
Messenger RNA from Lentinula edodes (shiitake mushroom), 723 nucleotides. RefSeq lists its product as uncharacterized. Bases 1 to 723 code for a protein of 240 amino acids. The record is from RefSeq and is a predicted model, not a curated record. The transcript has 4 exons. NCBI's taxonomy places the organism in Eukaryota, Fungi, Basidiomycota, Agaricomycetes, Agaricales, Omphalotaceae.